Messenger RNA from Argiope bruennichi, 4834 nucleotides. RefSeq names its product rabankyrin-5-like. Lineage: Eukaryota; Metazoa; Arthropoda; Arachnida; Araneae; Araneidae. Gene Ontology annotation, molecular function: protein binding; metal ion binding. Gene Ontology annotation, biological process: protein localization to ciliary inversin compartment. The record is from RefSeq and is a predicted model, not a curated record. Gene Ontology annotation, cellular component: ciliary inversin compartment. Bases 108 to 3542 code for a protein of 1144 amino acids. The transcript has 23 exons.
CAUUGACAAUGAUUGGUUUUCUUUUCAAGUGCCUCACUGCGAACAAUUCUUCAUGUGUGUCAAAAUGUAUUGAUUGUUAUUAACAACACCGUUUCCACCUCUUGACCAUGUCUGAUGAAAAAGCAAAAUUGGAACGUCACUUAACUCUUUUACGAGAAGAAUAUGUCAAACUUCAGGCCAGAUUAGCUGAAUCUGAGAAAAAGUACAGUAUUGCUGCUGCUCAAAUUGGAAAUGUUAGUGGUGAUUCCUUCAUUGUUCGAUUAUUGAAAACUGUUGCUGAUUUGUUUGAUAAAGAACUAUACAGUGAUUUAUGUGUGGAGUUAAAUGGCCGUACUAUAAGAGCUCAUAAAUUUGUAUUAUCAGCAAGAAGUAGUAAUUGGGGUGUUCCAGAUUUGGCUUGUGUUGAUCACCUGGAUUUAACAGAUAUUCCCCAAAACAUUGGUCUAACAUUAUUAAAAUGGGUUUAUACAGAUGAAUUGGAAUUAAACAAACCUGAUAAUUUUUUUCUUGAUCUAAUGCGAGUUGCUAAAAGAUUUGAAUUAAAGAGCUUAGUUGAUAGGUGUGAGAAUGCCUUAUUAUCAUCUGUAAAUGUUCAUAAUUGUGUGAAAUUCUACCAAGCUGCAGAUGAGAUAGAUGCCAAAACACUUAAAAGUCAUUGCUCUCAGUUGAUAUCUAAUCACUGGCAUGACUUUACAAGUGAGGAUUUUGCUCACAUGAGUGAUUCAUUGCUAUAUAAAAUGUUCAAAGCAAAAACGGAAUUCAUCCUUCAUACUGCUAUUAAAAUACAAAGAGAAGAUGUAGUUUUUCUCUUUUUGUUAGAGCAUGAUUCUCAACUUGCUGUUAAGGUGAAUGAACUUGAUGAUCAAGGGGAUAUUCCAUUAGACCUUGCACUGAGUACUGGUCAAGAAAGUAUUGCUAAAACUCUUGUUAACCAUAAAGCAAAUGUAAAUCAGACAGAUAACAGAGGAUGGACAUUGAUACAUAAAGCUAUUAAUAGAGAAGAUGAAUUUUCCGCCCUGUUUUUAAUUGAAAAUAAAGCUGCUGUCAAUGUGACCACACCAUCAGAGAGAGCAACACCUCUACAUCUAGUAGCUAGCUUCAAUCCAAAAAAUUCAUCUUCUAGUGUUGCUGAAGGUAUGGCUAGAGUAGCUGCAAAACUUUUGGAAUAUGGUGCAGAUCCUAACCUUCAAGACAUAAAUGGAAACACUUGUCUCCAUCGCACCAUAUUGGCACAGAAUGCACCUAUAUUUGAAUUACUACUUCGUCAUGAACAUUUAGAUCUAGAAAUAAAGAAUGCUGAUGGCCAGACUGUACUGUGGUUUGCAUUGGAUGCUGGCAUUGGUGGAUAUGAUGAAAGCAGCUUUGCUGCUAAGCUUGUGAAGAGAGGAUGUUGCUUAGAUGCUGUCUGUCCUCUUAAUGGUGAUACAUUGUUGCAUUUAGCCUGCAGGGCUGGUAAUGAGGAAGCUGGAAUAUUCCUUGCAGUUCAUGGAGCAAAGCCUAAUCUUACAAAUAAUAAAGGUGAGGCACCUCUUCAUAUUAGUUGUACAAAAGGAUUGUCUGCUCUGACCACUGUACUGUUACAAAAAGGUGGCAAUCCAAAUCUUCAAACUACUUCUCUUGAUACUACUAUGGAUGUGAAUGCAGAAGAAGAUGUCAUUUACCAACAAACUCCUCUUCACUUAGCUAUUUUAGGACAGCAUGAAAGUACAAUACAAGCCAUUAUUGAUCACAAAUCAUUUUCCCAAGUGAGCUCUGAAACAGGCAUUGUUGUUCCAAAUUUUAAUAUAAAGAAUUCAAAAGGCCAAACUCCUUUGAGUUUGGCUUUAGAGAUGGGACUGUUUAAAAUGGCACCAAAGCUGAUUGCUGGAGGGGCUAAUGUUGAUGUCACUAAUGAUGAAGGUUUAACCCUUUUACAUCAGGCGAUCAUGAAUCAAAAUAAAGAAGCUGCCUUAUUUUUGCUUGAAAAUGGAGCAGAUUUUGCUGCCAAAACAAGGGAAAAUGAAAGUCCUUUACAGCUGGCUGUCAAGCGACAUCUUCCAUCUGUUGUAGAUGCUCUAUGCUGUGCAGGUGCAGAUGUGAAUGCUAAGGAUGAAAAUGGUGAUUGUGCUCUUUGGCUUGCUUUAGAGAGUGGACAAGAAGAUAUAGCUUCUAUUUUAGUGAAACAUGGAUGUGACACAAAUUGUUGGGGUGAAGGUCCUGGUGGCUGUUAUCAAACACUUCUACAUCGUGCCUUGGAUGAAAAUAAUGAAUCAGUUGCAUGUUUCUUAAUCAGGAGUGGCUGUGAUAUGGAUAGUCCUCGGAGACCUAGCCCUGAAGGUCGUGGUGAAGAGGAAGCCUUUGAUGGACAGAGUGCUUUACAUCUUGCUUCUGCUUGGGGUCUUGAACUAGUUGUGCAGACACUCAUAGAACAUGGUGCAGAUGUUAAUCUUCAGGAUUCUGAGCUGAAAACACCUCUGCACACUGCCAUUGCUAAUCAAAACUCUGUGAUCAUUAGUUUGCUCUUAUCAUGUCCUGCACUAGAUUUAACUUUAAGAGAUCGACAAGGAUAUACUCCUUUUGCUGCUGCAAUGAUAUUUCGCAAUAAUAAAGCUGCAGAAUCCAUUCUGUCAAGAGAGCCUAGAGCAGCAGAACAGUUUGACAACAAAGGGCGAAAUUUCCUUCAUCUUGCAAUUCAGAAGAAAGACAUUGAAAGCAUUCUAUUUCUAUUAAGCAUCCAUGUAAAUAUCCAUUCAAGAGUUCAAGAUUCUUCACAAGCCACUCCCCUUCAUCUUGCUGUAGAAACGGGUUCUGAAAUCAUUGUUAGAAAUCUUCUUUUGGCUGGUGCUCUAGUGAAUGAUCUGACUCCUCAGAAACAAACUGCCCUUCACAUAGCUGCUUUGCAUGACCAUAGUACUCUUUGUAAAGUUCUUAUUGAGAAUGGUGUGGAUUAUGAUGCUGUAGAUAAUAAUCGGAACAAUGCUCUUCAUGUUGCUUGUCAUAAAGGUAACUUGGCCACUUGCCGUGUACUGCUCACUGAAUCUCAUAUUAAUGCGGAAGCUGUGAAUUUAAGAGGGCAGACUCCACUCCAUGUUUUAGCUCAGUAUGGAAAGGAAAAUGCUGCAGCGAUAUUUGAUUUGUUUGUUGAAUGUAUGCCUAACUAUCCUAUCGAUAAACCUGAUGCUGAAGGAAAUACACCUCUACUGUUAGCUUACAUAAAUGGAAAUGGAAACUUGUGUCGCGCUCUAGUUCGAUCUGGUGCCUGCUUAGGCAGUUGUAAUAAUCAAGGUGUCAACAUAUUUAACAACCAAGUAGCUACAAAACAGUUGCUAUACCGAUUGCUAGACUAUCUGCCCAAGGAGCCACCAUGGUGUGAAGGAGAAAACUGCAUGGAAUGUUCGGCAAAAUUUGGUUUAAAAACUAGGAAGCAUCACUGUCGCCACUGUGGAAGGGUUCUAUGUGGAAAAUGCUCCGAUAAAGACGUUCCUAUUUUAAAGUUUGCUCUUAACAAACCUGUUAGAGUAUGUGAGCUGUGUUUUGAUGUACUAACUGUUGGAGCUUUUUGAAACCAGCAGCAUUGUUCAAAUCAGAGAUGCAACCUAGUCUUGUUUGGAUUUCUCAGAUUCACUUUUUAUGUGUUGAGCCAUAUUUUCUAGAAAAUUUCAGAAAUGCAUAUUCAAGGCAUGUGUUUCUUGAUAUUAUUCCAUUUUGAUACUUGCUCAACGAUAAGAAUCAAGGGGUUAGAAGUAUGUAAAUUUCAUUCGUAGUAUUGCUUUAAUAUGAAAAUUGUGUAUAUUUGUAAAAUUUGGUUCAAUAAUUUAAAUUUUUACAAUUGAAAGGCAAUAUUAGGUAGUUAAACAAUAUCAGCUGCAAGUUUUUAUUGACUUUUUUAAUAGUCAAGAAUUUUGAAUUUUUGUAUGAUUUUAAAAGCCUUUUUUGAAUAAAGAUACGAAAUUAUCUCAAAUUAGUUCUUCUUUAUACUAAUAAUUAUACUUCGAAACUUUCUUUUACUUAUAAAGUAAUGAUUCUUAAUUUACCUGCUGAAAUUCUAAAAAUACUUUGUAACUCUUGUGUAGUUUAGAAAAUCAAUAUUUAUCAGUAAGAAUAAAUUUACUCUACAUGCUUAUAGUUUACAAUUUAUAUGUAGUGUAAAUGUACCUGUAAUUAUAUUCUCAGUACAAAAGAAAAUGGCAAAAACUCAUGAAAUGCAAAAAAUUUAAAAUUUAAUAACACACUCGCCAUUUUUUAACAUUAUCAAUUUAGGAAUUAAUUAAUGUUUUCUUAAAAAUACAUCCUGAAAUAUAGUAUUUUUAGUAGUAAGUUUUUCUAUUUAAUGUUAAUUACAUUUGAUUCCAUAAAUGAGAUGUUUAUUGUUAUGAGGAUUCCAUGCAUUUUGAACUCAUUAAAUCAUGUUUAACUGUACUCUACAUUAUUCUGUUGAAAUAGCUAAGCAAGAAUUUUAUCACCAAAGCAAGAGUUUUAUUGAAUUUUAUCUAUGCAAUUUAUUGUAAAAAUUAUUUUAUAUAAACAAGAAGUAAGAACAUUUAAAUGGCAAUAAUAAAUUAUUUAUCUGUACCAUAUAGUUAUUUGCUUUGUUAGGAAAUAUUUUGUUUAUGUAUUAUGUAAUUGCUAGUUUUGAAAACAUGUUUAAUCUCUUGCAUGAUAUUUGAAAAGCUCAUCUAUGUAUUUGAUGUCUUUAUAUGUUAUUUGUUACAAAGGAAUGUGUUGAAUUUUUUUGUUACCAGAAAUUUUUAGUAUUAACUUCUAUCUGUAUAUUUGUAUUUCGUAUUUAAUGUAAAUAAACAUUAAAAAGUGGUUAAAGCAAUCAAAGCCCAAUAAAAGGAAUUAUUAACUUUUA